GUCCCUUCUCAGACCACUUCCUCCAGCUCCUCCUCCUGGUCAGGACGGCGUCCACUGUAGUGAUGGUGGCUCUGCUGCUGCUGCUGGUGUGUCUGCUUCACUGUGGGAAACUCAGAGAUGCAGAUUUUCACAUGGUUCCAUCCAGACUGCAGCUCUUUGAAUAUGAAUCAGUCUCUUUUACCUGUCAGGGGUUUGAUGACCCAGCAGGAUGGAGAGUGAGAAAUGUCAAUGAAUUCACUCCUAAAUGUUUGAAUGGUGCAGCGCCAUCAACAGUGACCUGCACCAUUGACUAUGCCCUUAAAUCAGACAGUGGAGGAUACUGGUGUGAAGGUGGAGGAGGACGGAGAAGCAACUCUGUCAACAUCACUGUCUCUGCUGGUUCUGUGGUCCUGGAGAGUCCUGUUCUUCCUGUGAUGGAGGGAGCAGCUGUGACUCUGCGCUGCAGAAGCAGGAAGCCUUCCUCCAACCUCACAGCUGAUUUCUAUAAAGAUGGCCUCCUUAUUGGGACCAGCCCGACAGGAAACAUGACUAUUCAAAAUGUUUCCAAGUCUGAUGACGGCUUCUACAAGUGUAAAAUCUCUGGAGCUGGAGAGUCAGCAGAGAGCCACCUGAUGAUCAGAGCUGUGGCUCCAAACCCCACAGUUGGGUCUGUCGUCUCUGGAGCUGGAGAAUCAGCAGAGAGCCGACUGACGGUCAGAGCAGCGUCCACGGAUCACUCCGUACACGUCCUCCUCCUCUUUCGCUCUGUCUUCAUCCUUGUGUCGGUGCCUCUGCUGCUGUUGAUGCUGUGA
Molecule: messenger RNA, 791 nt
Organism: Lates calcarifer (barramundi perch)
Lineage: Eukaryota; Metazoa; Chordata; Actinopteri; Centropomidae
Product: low affinity immunoglobulin gamma Fc region receptor II-a-like
Exons: 6
Coding region: 63-791 (242 amino acids)
Biological process (GO): cell surface receptor signaling pathway
Molecular function (GO): transmembrane signaling receptor activity
Source: RefSeq, a predicted model, not a curated record